AUGGCCCUUGAGGGCCACCACGAGGCCAUUUCAAUUUUGAAGCGGCCGAAGGAGGCACUCGAAGCAGCCAGCCAGCCAAGUAGCCACGCAACCUGCCUCCGGCUGAUCAGAUCAUCAGCUAACCUAGUGGCCUUCUCCGCGCCCGUCGGCGGCUCGGACCGCGCCGUCAGGAGCUCCGGAAUCCAGGGCAUCAACAGUCUCAGCUUCAGCAACAAAUCAUGGAUCGGCACCGCAUUGGCGUGCGACAGCAAGGCCGCGGCACAUUCGAGGCAUCUCUGCAGGGCGGUCCAGCAGUCGAGCAAGAGCAAGGUCUCCGUCGCGCCCCUCAACCUGGAGAGCGCCAAGGAGCCGCCGCUCAACACCUACAAGCCCAAGGGGCCUUACACGGCCACCAUUGUCUCGGUUGAGCGGGCGGUAGGCCCUAACGCCCCAGGAGAGACGUGCCACGUCGUCAUCGACCAUGGUGGCAAUGUGCCGUACUGGGAGGGGCAGAGCUAUGGGAUUAUUCCUCCGGAGAAUUACCUUAGGAUUGUUCCUCCAGGAGAGAACCCAAAGAAGCCUGGAAACCCACAGAAUGUCAGGCUGUAUUCCAUUGCAUCUACUCGGUAUGGGGAUUCAUUUGACGGGAAGACUGCCAGUUUAUGUGUUCGCCGUGCAGUUUAUUAUGAUCCUGAAACUGGCAAGGAGGACCCCUCGAAGAAUGGUGUCUGCAGUAAUUUCCUAUGCAACUCAAAGCCUGGGGACAAGAUUCAGAUGACAGGGCCCUCUGGCAAAAUAAUGCUCCUACCUGAGAGUGAUCCAAAUGCAACCCAUAUCAUGAUUGCCACUGGCACUGGUGUUGCUCCCUACCGCGGGUACCUACGCCGCAUGUUCAUGGAAGAUGUCCCAAAUUUCAGAUUUGGUGGCCUGGCUUGGCUCUUCCUUGGUGUGGCUAAUUCGGACAGCCUUCUUUAUGACGAAGAAUUCACAAGCUACCUGAAGCAGUAUCCAGACAAUUUCAGGUUUGACAAAGCACUAAGUAGGGAGCAGAAGAACAAGAGUGGCGGCAAGAUGUACGUUCAGGACAAGAUUGAGGAGUACAGCGAUGAGAUUUUCAAGCUUUUGGAUGGCGGUGCACACAUCUACUUCUGUGGUUUGAAAGGAAUGAUGCCAGGGAUUCAGGAUACACUCAAGAAGGUGGCAGAGCAGAGAGGGGAGAGCUGGGAUCAGAAGCUAUCGCAGCUCAAGAAGAACAAGCAAUGGCACGUUGAGGUUUACUAG
Messenger RNA from Triticum turgidum subsp. durum (durum wheat), 1260 nucleotides. NCBI's taxonomy places the organism in Eukaryota, Viridiplantae, Streptophyta, Magnoliopsida, Poales, Poaceae. The record is from the annotation of a GenBank genome assembly.